GUGGCGUGGCGCUGUGGCAGCUGGAAGACGACUACCACACGUUCGUGCUGUCCCAGGCGGCCCAGGGCCACGACCACGUGGUCAGCUCUGUGUCUGUCCUAAGUGACCACAGCAAGGCUGCCUCCAGCGGCCAUGACAGAUGCAUAAAACUCUGGGACCUGCCCACAGUGUCUUUACUUUACUCUGCUCAAGCCCACCUGGACACCGUGACCAGCAUCGACUGCCACCCAUCAGAACCAGACCUCUUCAUAUCCUGUGGCCAGGAUGACAGAAUAUUGCUAUGGGACAAGCGUAAGCCCAAACCAGCCAGCCUUCUCAACAAAAGCCCUCUCCAGAACACGGCGACCUGCGUCAGAUGGCAGCCGGGACAGACGCACAAACUGGCGCUUGGCUCCGAGAGCGGUCAGCUGGCGAUUCUGGACACUCGCGUGGGCGUGGAGAACUACCUCACAGCUCGUCCGCACCAGCGACCCGUUUACAACAUGCAGUUCUGUCCUUCCAAGCCGUCCCUGCUGGCCUCUGUUGGAGAAGACUGCCGGACAGUUGUGACGUCUCUACAGGAAGACUCACUGAAACAAGAGUACUUGGACAUCACACACACAGACUUUGUCCACGGCGUGGCCUGGUCCAGUGACUCAGAGCUGUACACGUGUGGCUGGGACGCCAAAGUUCUCUCCCAUGACCUGACCCGUGGGGUCGCGACCUCGCUAGGGCAGGCGGUGGAUGGCAGCAGCACGGUACAGAUGAAUGGGGACGUGGUGGAGAACGGCGUGGACGCUCGCGACUUGUUGGGGGCGGGAGACGGGUCUGAGGGGAAAUCGGACCAAUCGACAUCGUCGCCGUGCAAGUCUCCGUCAUACAGCCAAGCAGUGAAAACCUCAUCGCAGGAGAUCACCGCAGAGGGCUGACAUGUCCGGGCUCCAUGAUGUGCUUUAAUCAAGCGAAUGACAUUUCCACUAGGGGCGCUGCCACUUUUCCCGAAUAUGUACAGGAGUACCAGAAGUCUGGGUUUGGAACUCGGAACACUUUGGAUUCCUGUUCCACUCGGACUUAUCUGACAGUGACAAUUAACGCUCUGCAGGCUUGGUGGAUAAGUGACCUCACAGUUUCCCGAAGUCUUGCCAGAUGGAAGGGUCGCCCCCUAGUUUCCUUGUUUCCGGUGGCAAAAGUGCGAGGGCUGAAGGGGCCAUGCUGGGAUUGGACGAACAGUGACGGCCACUACCUUAUUGGUGCAAUUCUCAACAAAUCAUGCUUUGGCUGGCUACUUUCCAAAAAAAGAAGUUGUGAGAAAGUCUGUAAUCAACGUUCAGGGACCAGACGUUUGUGUUCAUUUACUUAGGACUAGGAUAGGUUUACGGUCUAGAAUAGGUUCACGAUCUAGGAUAGGUUUACGGUCAAUCUGAUGUUAUUGUGUCUAGUUGACACAUGGAGAGAAAUUGUAGUCUUCUUUUUUUUUUUUGACAG
Molecule: messenger RNA, 1464 nt
Organism: Aplysia californica (California sea hare)
Lineage: Eukaryota; Metazoa; Mollusca; Gastropoda; Aplysiida; Aplysiidae
Product: methylosome protein 50
Biological process (GO): oocyte axis specification
Cellular component (GO): methylosome
Molecular function (GO): protein binding
Source: RefSeq, a predicted model, not a curated record